AUACGGGCGAAAAACAGGGGAAGCGAGCCGUGCACGAAAAAAUAUGCGCAGUGCGCAGUUACUGCGCAGAUGCGUUGUUUUGCGUGGUCUUGCGCAUAGGUAAAGGUACUGUGGAGGUUAAGUUCAAUCAGUUUAAUGAAAUAAAAACUUGACAAGAACCGGUGCCGGUAAGUACGGUUGUCGGUUACAGAAAGUACGCUCAUCCAAACAAAAGACAAAUGUUACUCGUGCCGUGUAAACCUAUUUUCGGUUUGGUCACUUUAUUUUGUUUAGCCAGAGGAGUCACAGUUAAUAAUUACAGAAAUAUGAGCAGUCUCGCUGGAAUUCAUUCUGUCACUUAUGUCACAGUUCCUACUCAGGACGUUGCUAAGAAAUUGGCUCACGGUCUGGUAAAGAACAAACUUGCUGCUUGUGUCAAUAUCAUACCAGGUCUCACAUCAGUGUAUGAAUGGAAAAAUGAAAUUAAUGAGGACAGUGAACUUCUGUUGAUGAUAAAAACUAGAACUGACACUGUUGAUGCUUUAACAAAAUUUGUGAAGGAAAAUCAUCCAUACGAAGUCUGUGAAGUAAUUUCAUUACCAAUCCAGAAUGGAAAUGAUAAGUACCUCAACUGGAUAAGUGAGAUAGUACCGCCAAUCGACCAAAGGGAAAAGCAAGAAUAGAUUCAGGAAUUGAAAAAGAGCUCUCAGCAUUUCAGUGUUUCUUUUACUAUUUACACCCGAUGGAACUGGCAGGAUAGAAUUAGUACAGGACGACAUUGACUGCCGAUCGUUCUUACCUCCAUUCCUUGGGUCACGAGCAUUACGGACGAAUCUCUAUUUAUCAAAUACAACUUUUUUUUAAGAUAUACAUGUACUUUCAGUUAUUUUUCAACUUCAGUCUCGAUCAAGCAUAGUAAAAUAAAAUAGAAGUUAAAGACUAUUGAGCUGUCUGAGCUACUGGAUCUGGUCAUAAAUAUCCUUUGUACUAAACAUUGUAUACGUAACAUAUUUCUUAUUUAAUAAAAUAUUAUAUUUCUGUUCUCACCAGAAA
Ceratina calcarata is the source of this 1032-nucleotide messenger RNA. It is a transcript of the gene CUTA, whose product is annotated as cutA divalent cation tolerance homolog. NCBI's taxonomy places the organism in Eukaryota, Metazoa, Arthropoda, Insecta, Hymenoptera, Apidae. Gene Ontology annotation, biological process: response to metal ion. Bases 219 to 662 code for a protein of 147 amino acids. The transcript has 7 exons. The record is from RefSeq and is a predicted model, not a curated record. Gene Ontology annotation, molecular function: copper ion binding.